AUGGCAUCUGCCAGCCAUGAGCUGUCAGCAUCGUGCAGGGCCGCAGCACUGCUCAUCGCGCAGCACACGCAGGCGCUCACGGAAGUCUUGGUGAACCUUCAGGUGUUGCUGGCAGAGGCCGCAAAGUGUGAUGCGGCAAAGUCACAGGAAGCAGAGGAUGCCCCAACUACACGAACUGCACCAGCCGCUUCCGCUGUCAGCCCUGAGCCACAAAUCCAAAGUGCAGCGGUUGUAGCCCCAGCGGCUCCCACUUCGCACCAAACACCAGAAGCCCCACAUCCACAGUGUGGUGGAAAGGGCCAUGGAAAAGGAAAGUGGUCUCCCUGGCCAUCCUUCAAGGAAGAUGAACCUCGAUUCGAUGGAUGGACCAGCAGCCAAUGGGCUGAAUGGGUGCAGACGCCCUGCGGAAACACAUGGCGCUUGCCUCAAAGUUUGCUGGACCGGUCACGGGGACAGGGAGAGCCAUGGGCCAGGUGCAGCAAGAAGCGCGUCGAAGCUGAGACCAUUGCCGACUGGAUGGCCUAG
Messenger RNA from Cladocopium goreaui, 525 nucleotides. The record is from the annotation of a GenBank genome assembly. NCBI's taxonomy places the organism in Eukaryota, Dinophyceae, Suessiales, Symbiodiniaceae.